GAGAUGUUGUUAUGCAUUCUUUACCGAGGCCUCGGUAGUGUUGGAUGUCGACCGUAAAAAUGGCCGUUUGAAAGCCGAAUGGCUGCAACAAUGUAAUUACGAAAUCACACUUCGCGGGACUGACCCGAAGUUUUAAAACUCCGAAAAGACCUACUCCAUAGACAAAAGAGCACAGAUUUUACCAUGGCGGAGAUAAGAACGCUAGCAGAGGAAAGGGAAUACUUACUAAAACUGAUCGAAGAAUGGAAUGCCAGCCGACUGGAUAUCUUCGCAAUCAGCGAACCGACAGAGGAUUUGGAGUACCGUGGUGUCAUGAGGUUUUUCUUCCAAGAUUCCGGGUCCAAAGUAGCGACAAAAUGCGUACGAAUUUCAAGCAAGGAUAACACGGACGAUGUGACCAAAAUCUUGGUGGAUAAAUUUCAUCCAGAUAUGAAAAUGCUGACAAAUCCCUCGUAUUCGCUAUACGAAGUUCAUCCGAAUGGAGAAGCCCACAAGUUGAAAGCCACUGAUCACCCGCUCCGAAUACAGCUAGAAUGGCAGCUGGAUGACAGAGAAGGCAGGUUCCUUUUGAAAAGUGAUCAGGAUAAAAUCGUCCACGCCAAAAAUCUUUUUGAGGGGGAGCAAAACCAGAACCUAAAACGACGACUCUCGAAACGUGAGAAGAAACAAAUGAAAAAGAAAAGAGAGGAAGAAGCUAAAAAGGUCAAAGCUGGAAAAGAUGACACUGCUAUUGCACAACAUUUGUAUGAUGAAUUGCCAGAGACGAGCUUUACACGGAGCAUAUCCAACCCUGAGGCAGUCAUGCGGCGGAGGCGGCAACAAAAACUGGAGAAAAAACUCAAGGAGUUUGAAAGUCGCGAGAGUGCCCCUGGUGGAACUUUGAAAAUAUUUGCCGAAACACUCAAACCUGAGAUUCCAUACAAGACUCUGUUAGUCUCAGUUGAUGAGAUCACUACGAAUAUUGUGAAAGAGGCGCUGGUCAAGUACAAUAUGGAGAAAGAAGACCCUGAAGAGUAUUGUCUAGUUAUGGUGAACAUCCCACCGGAGGGCUCCAACACUAGUGCCACUCUAGGCAAAGAGAGGGUCGUUCAUGAUGAAGACUGCCCUCUGAGGAUUGCAGUGACAUGGCCAGAGAACCGAGGGUCAGUUGCAUUUCACUUGCGGCGUAGGGCAAACCUUCCAAAGUACAGAAGGGAUAAGAGGCGAUCAAAGUCUCCAACAAGAAGUCCUAUGCAGGAUGUAUCACCUGAUAAGUCAGUUGCUGAGAGGUUAGCCAAAUCAACAUACCCACAGCACCUUCUUCCCUACCUACAAGAGCUCUCUCCCGAUGGCAGAGAACUCGACCACAAGCCUGAAAUUCAUCGCUUACAGAUGAAUGUCACCGAUGUAGGCAGUGAGAGUUUGAUGUCAGCGGGGGGAAGUCACCUCCAGCUAGUAGCACCCCACAUUCUCCCACGACACUGCGUCAUCACAAAUAUGGAUGGAAGGGUGUCUGUGACACCCAGUAAUGGUGACGCUGAGGUGUUUGUUGAUGGGAAGCGUGUCUAUGAGACCACGACACUGCAGCAUGGAGAUGUGGUCAAGUUUGGGAGAGUACAUGUCUUUAGGUUCUGUGAUCCUGCAUACGAGGAGAAGCACAAGCGGCAUAGUGCACCAGGCGGUGACAGAGGAAGUGCAAGCAGUCUGAGUGACUCUGAGGGUCAUCGAGGGGGCCGACAAAGCCGGCCCAGGUCAUCUGGCCCUGCACUACGCAGUCACCAUGAGAACCAUGUCGAGGACUCUGUAGAUUUUGACACAAGUGUCCACAAGGAUGGAAUGUUCGAAACAACAUUUGAUGUGGAUGGCGAUGUCAAGACAGUCAGUGGGCCAGAAUUUAUAGAUGCGCAUGAUCUUCCGUACACCUACGAUAGACUUCCUCCCUCGCCAAGCUCACCCAAGUCCCCAAACAGUGUCAGAGACAAGCUACCAGCCACCUUAGAGUUCAGAGAGUCAGGGGAGGAUGCUUUCUUUGCUGCAGUGAUCAGUGAGGUGAACGGUCUAGCAGUACACUUCAAGCUCGCUCCAACAUACACAUUGUACAUGUGUUCACGGUAUCGCAUGUCCAGUGCUUAUCGGCCAGAACUGAUGCCACAGCAGAAAGCAGAAAGAUUAGGAGUGACGAUCAUGAAGAUUGCAAACAUGGCAAGAUCUACUAUAAGGGAAAACAGCCACAUGCCAGGGAGCCUGGCCUUUUGGAUGGCCAACUGCUCCGAGCUCUUGCACUUCAUCAAAGAAGACAUUGACAUUUCUCCAUACACCAAAGACAGCCAAUCAGUGCUGGCCAAGUCUGUCCAGUUAGCCUUCCGCCAUUUGGUAUUAUGCAUCCAGCAUGAGUUACGCAAUAGCUUGCCAGCCUUCCUGGAUCAGUCAGAUGAUGCUGAUGUUGAGGAUAGUGACAUGGAAGCGUCAAUCAAUGAUAGUGACACAGAUCAUGGUGGUGAUGGGCGGAGCUUCCAUGUUCAUGACAGAUAUGGUCAAGAUGGAAGACCAUUGCCUAAUGGUGAUAACUUGCUAGGGAGACGAAGAAGCAACCGGCCAACUGUGUCCGAAGUGAUCUACCAUUUGUCCUCAACAAUGUCCCUUCUUCGUCGCUGCCGUGUUAACGCAGCAUUAACAAUCCAAGUAUUUUCUCAACUUUUCCACUUCAUUAACAUGUGGUUGUUCAACAAACUUGUCUUGGAACCGAAACUCGGCCUGUGCUCGAGGGAAUGGGGACGGCGCAUCUCCAAGCGGCUGAGGAGAGUCGAGGACUGGGCUCUAAGGCAGGGACUAGAACUAGCCGCGGAUUGUCAUUUGGGCAGAAUCGAGCAGGCGGCCUAUCUACUCCAAGCUCCCAAGAGCUCACCCGCUGACAUAAACGCCAUUUCAUCGUCUUGCUUCAAGCUAAACUCCGUGCAGAUGCGAACCCUACUGCAAAGCUACCGGCCGACCCAGGACGAGUAUUUAUCACAGGAAUUCAUUGACCGCGUAGUGACAAUAGCUGAGGAUACCGCUGACCAGACGGCGUAUAAAAGCGGCCAGGAGAUCACGCUUGAAGAGGAUCCGGAACUCCAGCUUCCAUUCCUGCUUCCAGAAGAUGGCUACUCGUGCGAGGUUAUACGGGGGGUCCCACAAGGGCUAAGGGAGUUCCUGGAGCCGCUAGCUAACACAGGCCUCUGCAAGCUGACCAUACAGACAGUUUCUUCCGGUCUCUGGACAGUGUAUCAAAGCAAAUAUAAAAUGAGUGAUGCAGUCAAUGGAAUGAACUCUGGACCAGAGAUCACGGAAAUCACGUUCAACAAAGGUCGCGGUGGCAUGGGGCUUAGUAUAGUAGCAGCAAAGGGCGCAGGGCAAGAUAGACUUGGGAUUUACAUCAAGCAAGUUGUGAAAGAUGGCCCUGCAGCUAAGGACGGCCGCUUGCAAGCAGGGGACCAGUUGAUUGCUGUUAAUGGCGAGAGUCUGAUUGGCGUUUCGCAAGAGAAAGCGGCAGAGUGUAUGGUACGCUCAGGAGCGAAUGUCACCCUGCGCAUCGUUAAACAAGGCGCAAUCUAUCACGGACUGGCAACAUUGCUAGCUGGUCAACAGACACCGGUCCCUAACAGAGAGCCGCGAAAGUUGACACCUCUCGAACCGGACAACGAUACAGUGUCACCCACUCUUCCAGACGAAAGCCUCCCGCGUUCUCCCACCAGAUGGCUUCCAAGCGCCCGCGAACCGACACGUCAGAGGUCAGAUGAAGAUCUGCGCAGGCGUAGUGACAGCUGGCAUCGGAGGGACGACGAAGAGCGCAUGCGCCGAGAAGAGAAGGACGCUAGGCGCAGAGAGGAAGAAGAAAGAAGACUUCGAGAAGAAGAAGACAGACUUCGACGUGAAGACGAGCUCCGACGGAAACGCGAAGACGACGAUCGUCGAAUGCGGGAUGUUAAAGAUCGAAGAAUACGAGAGGAGGAGGAAAGGAGGCGGGAAGAAGCCGAAGAAGAGGAAAGAAGGAGAGAAGAAGAGGAAAGACUACAGUACGAGGCUCGGCGGCGAGAGGAGGAAGAUAAAAAGCGACAGCUUGAAUUUGAGAGAGAGGAGGAAGCCAGGCAGAGAAUGGAAGAAGAACAAAGACUUGCAAUGCUUGAUGAAAGAAAACGCCGAGAGUUUGAAGAGGACGAAAGGUUGAGAAAGAGAGAGGAAGAGAUUCGGCUCAAGAUGGAAGAAGAGAGGCGACUCAUUGAGGAGGAAAGGAGGAAGCUUGCAGAGGAGAGAAGAUUGCUUGAAGAGGAGCGGCGAAGGGAAGACGAACGGCGGAGGGAAGAAGAUCGCAAACGACUAGAGGACUUGAAAAGAUUUGAGGACGAAAAGAGGCGAGCUGAAGAAGAAAAAAAGUCGGCGGAGCUACGGAUAGCUGAAGAGGUAAGGCGGAAGGCUGAACAGGCGAGAAGGCAAGAGGAAGAGGAGAGACGCCGUGCCGAGGAAGAAAGAAUGGAGGAAGAGAGACGGUACAUCGAGGAGCAGCGACGACGCGAGGAACAGGAAGAAGAAGAAUUCUACCUUCAACAGCAACGAGAGCGCGAGGAAAUUCUCAGGCGCGAAGAGGAGAGACGCCUGAAAACACAACGUCGCAUUAUGGAAGAGCGGCAACGCGCUGAGGAGGAAAUCCACCACUCUGAACUUCCCCAACGCAAGCGCAAGAUACGCUUUGAAGACGAAGUCGAGGAGGAGCAGAAUGUGAAACCGGUUGUACCGGUCAAACCAGCUAUCCCAGCGAAACCUGCAGUUCCUGCUAAGCCCUCGAAUGCAGCGCCCAUUGUGAAAGCUCGUAUGGAGACGACUUUCGAAGAACCUGUGCCGGUCGUUCAACGGACGCUGACGGAGGAACAGAAGUCGUCCAUUGACGCUAUUUUCGCUGAGCUCGAGAGAGAGACGGCGCCACAGAAACCGGAACCUCUGGAAGUCAAGAUUAACAAUCAGGAGCCCGUAGAUGAACCACCUCGAAGCCCCAUCCGCGUAGACAGCCGCAACACCCCGUACGGGCGAGCGAUUGUCAUCAAACAAAGCAUGUUACAGCAACCACGCUCCCCCUCCUCACCCAAUAACACGGCCAACAAACGCGACGAGUUCGACUACGAGCGCAUGCCCCGCAACCAGAAGGGUGGUGAUCCACAAGAACGCGGACGCAAGGUAUCUGAUGGAGAGGAUGACUUUGAGAGAUGGCAGCGGCGACAACGCGAGAUCGCGGAGCAGCGAGAGCGCGAGGAACGUGAUCGAGAGAAGCGUGACAAUGAAUUGCGUGAUCGUGAACAUGAACUUCGUGAGCGACAAGAGCGUGAGGUGAUGGAGCGUGCGAGGCAAGACCGUGAAAGACAAGAGCGUGAAAAUCAAGAGCGUGAACGCAAACAGAGUGAGAGACAAGAACGUGAACGUCAAGAGCGCGAGAGACAAGAACGUGAACGCCAAGAGCGUGAGAGACAAGAACGUGAACGCCAAGAGCGUGAGAUACAAGAACGUGAACACCAAGAGCGUGAGAGACAAGAACGUGAACGCCAAGAGCGUGAGAGACAAGAACGUGAACGAUUGGAUCGUGAACGACAAGAGCAAGAACGUGCACGUCAAGAACGCGAGAGACAAGAGCGUGAAAGAAAAGAACGCGAAGAACGUGAACGCGAGGAACAGUUGGAAAAAGAACGAAACAAUCGGGAAAACGCAGAGCGUGCCCGACGCGAAUUUGAAGAACAGCAAAAGGUUGAACGGGAACGGGCAGAGCGUGAAAACGCGGAACGCAUCGAAAGGGACCGCCUGGAAAGGGAAAAGGGGGAGCGCGCCAUAAGAGAACGCCUCGAGCAAGAGUACCGAGAGCGCAUAGAAAAAGAAGUAAAGGACAAAGAGAUGCAGGCGCGGUACAUGCGAGAAAAGGAAGAACGAGAGAGGGAGAUCGAGCGACAUCGUCAGGCUCUUCUAGAGGAGGAAAAGCAACGACUCAAGGACGAAGAGGACAAGCGUAACCUUCAGGAAUACGAGGUGCAACGCAAGCAAAAACUAUCUCCCAACCCCAAAAGUCGCGAGACGUUGGACUAUAUCGAGUCCAUGACGUCGGAGGAAGUCGAGCUCGAGUUUAAGAGACUCUUGGAGCGGGACAAGCGAAGGCGUGCAUACGAGGAGUUUACCAAUGAGCGACGCGCUUCCGGUCUUGUGUCAGUUACCAAGGUAACGUAUCAACCGGAUAUCGCGCGUAGUCCCGCAGAACGAGACCUGAGGCUGCAGCGGUUGCUGGCGGAGACGGAACGGAUUGAGAGGGAACGCGACGAGAUGGAAAGACGGCGGCGGCUGAGCAGUGACGAAGAGGAGAAGGAGAGAGCGGAACGACACAAGCAAAGGAUGCAGACUCUCGAGAACGAGCGCGAGCAAAUACGAGAUGCUCAGCGUCGCCUCAGGGAGUCUCUCGAACAAGGCCAAGGUGACUGGCUGCAGUACCAGAAAGAACGGCGGGAGCAGCUGCGCCAGGAGCAAGAGCUUCUACGCCAACAGGAGCUAGAUGGCCAAGCCGGAGAGGACGCCAUCCGUAAGAGGGUUGAGAUUCAACUUAAGAAAGAAAACGAGGACAUCAUCCGACAGGGUUUUCAGAGACUUCGCGAGGAAGAGGAGAAACGAAUUGCCGACGAGCAUAGCAAAGAGCGAACCGAGAAAGACCGAAUACUUAAAAAGAAGAUGGAAGAACAAGCUAUUCUUCGGGAAAAGGAAGAAGAAGCGCGCAGACAGCUUCAAGAAGAGCAACGCUUGCGAGUAUCCAGAGGCGGCGAGCCGGACCACGUGCUUGAGCUAAAACAACGAGCGCUUUCCGACUACGAGCGCCGCCGACGUCUUAUCGAUCAGGAGAUCGACCGGCGACAAGAGGAGAGUCGGUCUCUUGACAGACGGCAGGCGCGAGAGUGGGAGGAGGCGAAGGCGAGGAUCGAGAGGCUCCAGCAGUCACAGAUGGCGACACAACAGCAACAGCGGGGAAAUGUGGUUUCAGUGCUAAGGAACGGACAGGACAAGAAGCCCAAGAAACAGGUGUCAUUCAGUAACGUGGCAACCGAAAUUCGCGAGCCGACUUCGCCAACCUAUAUUGUGGGCUCAGGUGAAGGCGUCACCGCAAAGAUAACACCGGCGGCGAGCGUUCGACUCGUAAAUACCCGAAUGCCCGACGAGUCACCGGAACCCAUCCGACCACCACCUCCGUUGGACGACCUGGACGACUUACCCCCUCCCCCACCGCCGCCACCCGAGGAUGAUUCCAUACAUAAUCACGAAGAUCUUCCACCACCCCCUCCCCCUAAGGAAUCAAGGUAUACGGUUAUGACGAGUGCAUCUACUGUCACGUCACGAGUCUCGUUGUCUUCAACGUCGAGUGAUUCUCGCUCACCUAUGAGUCCCGCGGGGGGUGGGCCAGGAGAUGCAUUUGUGCCGCCUCAAACUAAUGGAGGUGUGGUGGUGUCUGGAUAUAGUACAUUUCCACGCGCGGCAAGACCUGCUUCGUACCCAACGCCCGCUGACCUAGAUGACAUACAAAUCCCGGAUUCUAUGAAGUACGGAGGCUCAAGUAACAACGUUUUUCGGGUCUCUGGCCCGGGCUUCGGGAAAAGUCAAUCUUUAGGAAGACUAGGGACUAGUAAUGACUCUCAGAUCGAGUACAACCGCGGCAGACUGGCUCGAAUUUCGUUAACCGACGAAGAAAAAGUUCGCAAACCGGAACCGCCACCGGUUGCUAAAAAACCUGAGAGCCUUGCAUUCAAACAAAAAAUGAAAAUGUUCAAUAACGAAAGCACUCCAGAUCAAAAGGUCAAGACAUCAAGAUGGCAUCGCGAAAUGGUGCUUAACGGAGAAGUCUCUCCGCCAUGAUAAGAAGUCAUAAUGGAAUUACCUUUUAUGGUAACCACCAGUACCAUAUAUGGUCAUUGUCUUCAUUGUAUGACCAUAUAUGGUCACCGCCGGAUAACGAUUAAACAUACGUCCUGGGUUAUCCAAUUUUAGUUUAAACCUAUUCUUCAUAUCGUGUUAGCAAAAGACAGCAUUCUAAGCGAACAUUUCGUUAGUUUUAAGGCCUUUUAAAUUGUAUUAUUAGUUAAAAGAAAAGACAUUCCAUUAUAGAGUUGUAAGUGUAACUCUUGCACAAAAAUAACGAUCACACGAAUCUAAGAUUCUCAAGUACAUAGCAAGAAAACGAUGAAUCUUUGCAUCAAUAUAUUUUACAUAAGCUAUAUUCUUACUAUCUUUCACGAACUUUUAUUCUCAAGUAGAUCAGUCUCUAACAAUUUUAGAAUAUAUUUUUUAGGAUUUUAAAAGAAAUCUUACCGAAUUUAUUAGGUUGGAUAUUCAAAUGCUAAAUGCAUUCGCCAACAUUGCAAAUUCGUUCUUCUGUGUUGAAUUCUAUCACAAGUUUUAGUUAUAUUUGUAAGAUAAAAGGGUAUUAUGAAUAUUUUUUCAAUCCAAGCGAUGCAAGUUGAACUAGCAUGAUUACGUUUCUUGUGGGAAAACUUCGUGUACAACUUUGGUUCAUUCUAUCUGUCGAUUAACGGCACUUUAAUCUCUCUCUCUCUUUUUUUUUUUUUUUUUUUUUUUUUUACCGAUCAGAGCUAGUGACGCAUUUGCAGCACUUGGAUUGUGUGAUAAAAGUAUAAACAACACGAGAGAAACUAAAAAGAACAUAAAACCAAGCAAACUGUCAUUUUAUUCCACGCUCUUAAACACGGUAAAAUCAUUUUAAUGGUUCAUGUAUAUAGUAGAAAAAUAAAUGUGAAUUUAUAAGCCUGCCAAA
Messenger RNA from Nematostella vectensis (starlet sea anemone), 8797 nucleotides. RefSeq lists its product as uncharacterized. Gene Ontology annotation, biological process: signal transduction. The coding region runs from base 184 to 7881 and encodes 2565 amino acids. Lineage: Eukaryota; Metazoa; Cnidaria; Anthozoa; Actiniaria; Edwardsiidae. Gene Ontology annotation, molecular function: protein binding. The record is from RefSeq and is a predicted model, not a curated record. The transcript is spliced from 21 exons.